This is a messenger RNA of Dovyalis caffra, 762 nucleotides long. Lineage: Eukaryota; Viridiplantae; Streptophyta; Magnoliopsida; Malpighiales; Salicaceae. The record is from the annotation of a GenBank genome assembly.
AUGAUUUCAUUUUUGAGAACAAAGUUAUUACUAGCUUCACCACUGCAUAAACCACCGAUCUUUACAGUCAUGGACUCUUAUGGAUCACAAAGACUUGUGGCUUUAGCCCAACAGCUUCGCUUCUACAAACCAUCCUCCCCAUCACCAGAUGAAACUGAAGAACAAAACAUAGAGGUGGGUUUUCAAGAAUCUGCAACCUCAAUCGGUAAAGACCCUGAAAGGUUUAGACCCAAAAAAGCUGCUGUUUUGGUCUGCAUUUUUGAAGGUGAUGCUGGUGAAGUUUCAUUACCUGGGGGGAAAGCAGAGGAGAGUGAUAAGGAUGAUUUUGAUACAGCAACAAGGGAAGCGAAGGAAGAAAUCGGGUUGGAUCCCUCACUUGUGAAUGUUGUUACUGUUCUUGAACCAUUUUUGUCUAAGCACCUCCUGAGAGUAAUUCCCGUUAUAGGCAUUCUCACUGAUAAAAAGGCAUUCAAGUCCACUCCAAAUCCUGCUGAAGUGGAAGCAGUAUUUGAUGCUCCCUUGGAAAUGUUCAUUAAGGAUGAAAAUCGACGAGUAGAGGAGAGAGAAUGGAUGGGAGAAAAGUAUCUGAUUCAUUUCUUUGACUAUGAAACGGGGAAUAAAAAGUACUUGAUAUGGGGUUUAACUGCUGGGGUUUUGAUUAAAGCUGCUUCAGUGGUCUACCAACGGCCACCAGCUUUUGUGGAGCAGAAUCCAAGGUUCAAGUUUCCUGAAGGUGCAAACAAUGACACGGUGAUGCGUUGA